Messenger RNA from Papaver somniferum (opium poppy), 954 nucleotides. RefSeq lists its product as uncharacterized. Lineage: Eukaryota; Viridiplantae; Streptophyta; Magnoliopsida; Ranunculales; Papaveraceae. The transcript has 3 exons. The record is from RefSeq and is a predicted model, not a curated record. The coding region runs from base 1 to 954 and encodes 317 amino acids.
AUGAAGAAGAAAAGAAAAGGAGGUAAUAUUGGACUCAAGUUAGACAUAUCACAAGCCUAUGACUCUGUGAGCUGGAAAUUUAUAUUCCAAGUUCUAAUCAAAUAUGGUUCAGUCACUUGGUGUCAAUGGUUGAGUACUUUAUUUGAAUCUGCAAAAGUCUCAGUAAUGAUAAAUGGUGGUCCUAAUGGCUUCUUCUCAGUUGGUAGAGGAUUAAGACAAGGAGAUCCACUAUCUCCAAUUCUUUUUGUGCUAAUGGAAGAUGUUCUUAGUAUAAAUAUUUCCAAAUUGUUAGCUGAAGGCAAGAUAACUCCAAUGGUAAUAAGAAAUGGAAUUCAUCCUUCUCACAUGUUAUUUGUUUAUGAUGUGUUCAUAUUAUGUAAUGGUGCAAAGAAAAACAUUCAAAAUCUGAUGAAGCUUCUAGAAGAUUAUCAGAAAAGUUCAGGUCAAAUGAUUAAUAAAAGUAAAAGCAAGCUCUUUGUGGAUGGAACGACAGCUGCAAGGACUAUGCAAAUUAAAGAAUUAAUGGAAAUGGAAGUAAUUUCUUUACCUGUACUCGGUAGUAUACCAAUCUAUAGCAUGUCAGUGUAUAUGUGGCCACAAUUAGUAAUCAAAAUAUGUGAGAGGAUAAUCAGGAAUUUUUUAUGGUCUGGAAAUGGAGAGACUAGAAAGUUUAAAACUCUCUCAUGGAAGAAGACUCUGUCUGAAAUUGGUACUGGAAAUGAUAACCUAAUUUGGAAAGGUAACAUCGAAGGUAACUUUGCAACUUCCUCUGCCAUAAAUCUAAUCAGAAAUAAAGAACAACAUUUGCAUUGUUACAAGAAAAUUUGGAAUUCAUAUCUUCAUCCUUCUAUAGCAAGCAACAUUUGGAAACUUGUUCAGGGGAUAUAUGCAGAUGAUACUAUACUGGUUGAAAGAGGGUUUGAACUUGCUUCUAGAUGGUGCAUUUGUGAAUAA